AUGCUGUGGCCGGUGUUGGGGGGGGAUGACGGGCUGAGCCCCACAACGUCGCCCACGCCGGCGGCGACCGGCACCGUCCCCCCCGCUAAGGGGGUGCACAAACUGACUCCCCUGCUGCUCUGCGCCCCCUGCAAGCCCGGUGGCCACCGGAAGAGCCAGAGCUCCACCCAGUGGUACGUGCAACAGCCCACGUGGCGUUUAUGGGGCGAGGAAAGGGGCGACGGCGUCAUAUACACGGUAUACCUAAAGAAGGUCCGAUACCAUCGGCCCACCAGAAGUCUCUCAGCAUCGGAUUCUGACGACGAGAUCUCGCACUUGGAAUGGGAGACGGUGAGGGUGCGCUUUCUGAAGGCCGGCACGGUGCAGCGGCUGGUCGAGAGCCUGGCGAACGACGACGGCGAGCUGGAGUCCACCUACAUAAACAUCUUCCUGGCGACGUACCGCGCGUUCACCAGCCCGCGCGACGUCCUCGAGCUGCUGCUCGCGCGAUACGACGCCCUGGACGGUAGCGCCGGCUGCGAGCAGCACCGCAAGACCCUGGUGCAGGCGCUGCACGUCUGGCUGGACGCCUAUCCGGGCGACUGGAAGUCGCCCCCGAGCCAUCCCCUGCUCACCCGGCUCCUCGAGUUCACGCAGCAGCGCCUACUCGGCUCCGAGCUCGAGCUUAAGGCCAAGCACCGGCUGCACCGCUUCCAGCGGGAGGAUCAGAUAGACUCUUGCAUGGUGUACGACAAUGGACGACUACCCAUGCGCGGUUCCCCGGAUCCGAUGGCGGAUCACUGGGGGAACUACAUCUUCCCCGAGGUGCCCCACCGUCACUUCGCCGAGCAGCUGACGCGGAUGGACGCCGAGGUGUUUAAGAAGCUGGUCGCUCAUCAGUGCCUCGGCGCCGUGUGGUCCAGGAAGGAUCGUUCCAGGAGCCAUGAGGCCGCGACAGUGGUGGCGACCGUGAAUCAGUUCAACGCCGUCUCCCUGCGCGUGAUCUCGACAAUCCUGACGGACACGACGCUCAAAUCGCAGGAACGCGCCAGGAUCCUCGAGACGUGGAUCGACGUCGCGCAGGAGUUGCGGGUGCUCAAGAACUUCAGCAGCCUGAAAGCGAUUGUUUCCGGUCUGCAGAGCAAUCCGGUGUACCGGCUGGAGAAAUGCUGGCAGUGCAUGCCCCGGGAGAAGCACGAGCUUUUCCGCGAGCUCGAGAGGAUAUUCUCGGAGGAGAACAAUGCCUGGACGCAGAGGGAGUUACUCAUCAAGGAGGGCACCGCCAAGUUCGCCGACACUGCUGGCAGGAGCGACCGGCAUCUGCAGAAGCUCUUUCAGAAACAGAAUACUCAUGCGGGCAACAUUAGCUACGGCACGAUACCGUACCUAGGGACUUUCCUGACUGACCUCACCAUGAUCGACACGGCGAUACCGGACACGAUAGCCGACGGUCUCAUAAACUUCGACAAGAGACGGAAGGAGUUCGAGGUGCUCGCGAGGAUAAGACUGUUACAGGGCGCGGCGAACGCGUACAACUUCAGCAUGGACCCCGUGUUCGAUCGCUGGUUCCACUCGGUCGUGGUGCUGGACGAUCGGGAAGCGUACAAGCUCAGCUGCCAGAUCGAACCACCGCCAGGGAACACUCUGAAUAACCGCGGCAAGAAGAAGCAGGCUCAUCAAGGUCACCGUAAGAACGACUCGAUCGCCUCGACGUCCAGUUCAAGUAGCUCGCAAUUCUACUGCGACCUCGACUCCCUGCCGAGCUCGCCGCACAACUCUCUGGACCGGCGUACGUCGCCGUCGCAAAUGUCCAGCUCGUCCUCGAGCUCGUCCCUGCCGUCCCUGGACGUGUCGCUGAGCUCCGGCGGGGGUGGCAGCCAUCAGACCCGGCUGGCACCCCCGGCGGGCGCCGUGGCGGCCAACGGCAGCACCCCGAAUCUCGCCGGACUGUCCAGCCCGAGCCACUCGCACAAGAGCUCGCCGGACUUCUACAUCAUCAAGGUCACCAUGGAGACGGACAACGUCGAGACGGAGGGCGUGGUGUUGUACAAGUCGAUAAUGCUGUCGAACAACGAGCGAACGCCGCAGGUCAUCCGGAACGCCAUGUUGAAGCUCGGCCUCGAGGGCAGCCCCGAUCAGUACACCCUGGCCCAGGUGCUACCCGACCGGGAGAUGGUGCUGCCCAACUCGGCCAACGUGUACUACGCUGUAAAUACCGCGCACAAUCUCAACUUCAUCCUGCGACAGAGGAGGGAGCCCAACGACGUGACCUCGGACAGUCCCAGGAGCAAGGGCAACGGUCACAAUCACAAGAGGUAGUCCCGAGAUCGCCGCCGAGCGCCCGAGGAACAAGAGGAUCUCCGUGAAAAGUGUCUCCCGAUGACGUGUGCGGGACAGUUACACGAACUUUGGACGCGAAGUUAAGAGUGCCGAUGGAUUCUCGGUGAAAGAGAGCAAAGAGUGGAGUACGAUCGGUACACAUAAUUGCGAAUAGGAGACAAAUACGAUACGUUGUCAGCGUACGUCAGCGACCGCCGGAGUUAGAUAUUAAGCUGCAGUAUCGCGCAAAAUUAAUUAACACUUUUGGUAUUACGUAUACUUUUGGUAUAUUGAUGUCAGUGUCUUAAUCGAUGCUAUCAAUAGCAAUUGGUAAUGUUAAUGUUGCUACUUAGCAUUAACGUAUCGUCGCUGGUCAGUGAUAUUAACAGUGCUAAUUUAAUCACAAUAUCACAGCAAUACAUAUCAGAGUAUUGCAGCUUAAUAUCCGGUUCGCCGUUAAGAUAUUCUAUUGUAAUUUAAAAAAAAAAACGACGACUACUUAUUUAACAGCUAAGCUUCUUCAUAUUCGUGAAGGAGCGACGAUCACACACGAUAUCAGGAAUCACAAUUGCCGCGAUCGCGCAUCCUCGUUCGCUCUCUCUGUCGCGAAUCGAAAGCUUGAAAAGAGGGGCGAAUCUCGCCGCACUCGCGUUAAUUAAUUUGUUUAUUAAAACUUAACCAUGACAACACCCGGCCGCUUCGCCUCUUCGACGUGACGACGCAAACGAUCCGAAGCGACGAGCCGAGGUAUGAUUAAGCGCGAUCACUCGUACGACCGGAAGUGCGUACAGCCACGCACACGUAACGCACACAUGCACGAACGCACGCACGAACGCACUCAUGCACGCACGUACGUACGU
Messenger RNA from Wasmannia auropunctata (little fire ant), 3158 nucleotides. It is a transcript of the gene Rgl, whose product is annotated as ral guanine nucleotide dissociation stimulator. The record is from RefSeq and is a predicted model, not a curated record. Gene Ontology annotation, biological process: positive regulation of GTPase activity; Ras protein signal transduction. The transcript has 6 exons. The coding region runs from base 1 to 2298 and encodes 765 amino acids. Gene Ontology annotation, cellular component: plasma membrane. Lineage: Eukaryota; Metazoa; Arthropoda; Insecta; Hymenoptera; Formicidae. Gene Ontology annotation, molecular function: guanyl-nucleotide exchange factor activity.